GCUCCGCAGCGGCAACAGUAGCGAAUAAUACGACUGAUACAUGGAUAUUUUGUGUAUGUUACAGCUUUACUGCUUGACAUAUGAGAGACACUUAAAUAAUGGACUGCUGAAUUAUGAAGAAUUUCAGACCCAGUAGUAGAACCUCACUCGGCCACUCACUCCUUUAUCUUCUACUAGUUAUUUAAAUUGGACUUUUAAUAUCCCACCAGCUGCUCUUCAGACACACAUGGUGCAUUGUUGCCAUUCCCCGGAUUGCAUCUUUGAAACACAGGCUCUUAGUAGAUUUCAGCGAACAAAGAGGCAACCUCCUGGGUACAUUUACUGGGAGGGUGUCACCCUGACUGCCCUCUAGCUUCUGCCGGAUCUGGAUUUGAAUUCCACCAUGGAGCCUCGCAUGGAGUCCUGCCUGGCACAGGUGUUGCAGAAGGAUGUGGGGAAACGACUGCAGGUUGGCCAAGAACUUAUAGACUAUUUCUCAGACAAACAGAAGUCUGCUGACCUUGAACAUGACCAGACCAUGUUAGAUAAACUUGUGGAUGGGCUUGCUACCUCUUGGGUGAACUCUAGCAAUUACAAGGUGGUUCUUCUCGGCAUGGACAUCCUGUCCGCGCUGGUCACCCGGCUGCAGGAUCGGUUCAAGGCGCAGAUUGGCACAGUGCUGCCAAGUUUAAUAGACAGACUGGGAGAUGCUAAAGACUCUGUGCGAGAGCAAGACCAAACUCUGUUGCUGAAGAUCAUGGAUCAAGCUGCUAAUCCCCAGUACGUUUGGGACCGAAUGCUGGGAGGCUUCAAGCACAAGAAUUUCCGGACUCGGGAAGGCACGUGCCUCUGCCUUGUGGCCACACUCAAUGCCUCUGGAGCACAUACUUUAACACUAAGCAAGAUUGUGCCACAUAUAUGUAAUUUACUUGGAGAUCCAAACAGCCAGGUUCGAGACGCAGCAAUAAACAGCUUAGUGGAGAUUUACAGACACGUGGGAGAACGUGUGAGGGCAGACCUCAGUAAAAAAGGAUUGCCGCAGUCCCGGUUGAAUGUAAUUUUUACGAAAUUUGAUGAAGUCCAAAAAUCUGGAAACAUGAUACAGUCCGCAAACGAUAAAAAUUUUGAUGAUGAAGAUUCUGUGGACGGUAAUAGACCUUCCUCUGCUAGUUCUACAUCGUCCAAAGCUCCGCCCAGCUCACGGAGAAACGUUGGAAUGGGGACCACCCGCCGGCUUGGGUCAUCCACUCUCGGAUCCAAGUCUUCAGCUGCAAAAGAAGGAGCUGGUGCUGUUGAUGAAGAGGACUUUAUUAAAGCAUUUGAUGAUGUACCUGUAGUGCAGAUUUAUUCCAGCCGAGACCUUGAGGAAUCCAUAAACAAGAUUAGGGAAAUAUUAUCUGAUGACAAGCAUGAUUGGGAGCAAAGAGUAAAUGCUCUAAAAAAGAUAAGAUCUUUACUUUUGGCUGGUGCUGCUGAGUAUGAUAACUUCUUUCAACAUUUGCGUCUUUUGGAUGGAGCCUUUAAACUAUCUGCUAAGGACCUGCGGUCUCAGGUAGUGCGGGAGGCUUGUAUCACAUUGGGGCAUCUGUCAUCAGUUCUGGGGAAUAAGUUUGACCAUGGAGCUGAAGCCAUUAUGCCAACUAUCUUUAAUUUAAUUCCAAAUAGUGCCAAAAUUAUGGCCACAUCCGGUGUUGUGGCUGUUAGGUUAAUCAUUCGGCACACACACAUCCCUAGGCUAAUACCUGUCAUAACAAGCAACUGUACCUCUAAGUCUGUCGCAGUUAGAAGGCGCUGUUUUGAAUUUUUAGAUUUACUUUUACAAGAGUGGCAGACACAUUCACUGGAACGACAUAUAUCAGUAUUAGCCGAAACAAUAAAGAAGGGAAUACAUGAUGCGGAUUCCGAAGCAAGGAUAGAAGCCAGAAAGUGCUACUGGGGUUUUCACAGUCACUUCAGCAGAGAAGCAGAGCACUUGUAUCACACCCUCGAGUCCUCCUACCAGAAGGCCCUGCAGUCCCACCUGAAGAACUCCGACAGCAUCGUGUCUCUGCCCCAGUCUGACCGCUCAUCCUCAAGUUCUCAGGAGAGUCUGAACCGGCCGCUCUCUGCCAAAAGAAGUCCUACUGGAAGCACCACCUCUAGAGCUUCUACAGUUAGCACCAAAUCCGUGUCAACGACCGGGUCGCUCCAGCGGUCUCGAAGCGAUAUUGACGUGAAUGCAGCAGCCAGUGCCAAGUCCAAGGUGUCUUCGGCCUCGGGAGCUACGCCUUUCAGCUCAGCAGCAGCCUUGCCUCCCGGGUCAUAUGCAUCCUUAGAGUCCAGACACGUGAGGGAAGAUACGGAGUCCAUAGGCCUUGACGCAGGUCGGAUCCGCACGAGACGGCAGAGCUCUGGGAGCGCCACCAAUGUUGCCACCACACCUGACAGUCGAGGCCGCAGCCGCGCCAAAGUGGUUUCACAGUCCCAGCGAUCCAGAUCUGCUAAUCCUGCUGGUGCUGGCAGCCGGUCAAGUUCCCCAGGGAAAUUGUUGGGAAGUGGUUAUGGUGGCCUUGCUGGGGGUUCCUCAAGAGGCCCACCUGUGACCCCCUCUUCAGAAAAACGAAGCAAGAUUCCCAGGAGUCAGGGAUGUAGCCGAGAAACAAGUCCAAACCGAAUAGGAUUAGCACGGAGCAGCCGUAUCCCUCGACCCAGCAUGAGUCAGGGGUGCAGCCGUAAUACCAGCUGUGAGAGCAGCCGCGAUACGAGCCCCGCUCGGGGCUUUCCUCCACUCGCCUCUCGACGUCAUUCCAGGUCCACUAGUGCCCUCUCCACUGCUGAAACUGUUGGGCAGUCAGACCGGUUUGGGCUUGGCCAGGCAGGAAGAAUACCUGGCUCUGUGAAUGCCAUGCGAGUUCUGAGCACAAGUACAGACCUCGAAGCUGCUGUCGCCGAUGCUUUGCUGUUAGGAGACUCCAGGAGCAAGAAGAAGCCUGUGAGGAGGAGGUACGAGCCGUAUGGGAUGUAUUCAGAUGAUGACGCCAACAGCGAUGCCUCAAGUGUUUGCUCUGAGCGCUCGUACGGCUCCAGGAAUGGUGGCAUUCCCCAUUAUCUGCGGCAGACUGAGGACGUAGCAGAAGUUCUCAACCACUGUGCCAGUUCCAACUGGUCAGAAAGGAAAGAAGGGCUUCUAGGCCUGCAGAACUUACUGAAGAGCCAAAGAACACUGAGUCGAGUAGAAUUGAAAAGAUUGUGUGAGAUCUUCACCCGAAUGUUUGCUGACCCUCACAGCAAGAUUGCUGAUUCAGAACCAGAAUGUGAGGAUAAAGAAGGAAAUUUGUUUCCAUCAGAAGGCUCUUGUACAAGAGUUUUCAGUAUGUUUUUGGAGACUCUUGUGGAUUUUAUUAUAAUUCAUAAGGAUGACUUGCAAGACUGGCUUUUUGUUCUUCUCACACAAUUACUUAAGAAAAUGGGAGCAGAUUUACUUGGAUCUGUGCAAGCAAAAGUUCAGAAGGCUCUAGAUGUCACCAGGGACUCCUUUCCAUUUGAUCAACAGUUUAACAUUUUGAUGAGAUUUAUUGUGGAUCAAACUCAAACUCCUAACCUCAAGGUCAAAGUUGCAAUCCUGAAGUACAUUGAGUCCCUCGCUCGGCAGAUGGAUCCAACAGAUUUUGUAAACUCUAGUGAGACGAGGCUUGCUGUUUCUAGAAUUAUAACCUGGACUACAGAACCAAAGAGUUCAGACGUGAGAAAGGCAGCACAAAUUGUGCUGAUCUCUCUGUUUGAAUUGAACACUCCUGAAUUCACCAUGUUACUUGGUGCCUUGCCAAAAACAUUCCAGGAUGGUGCCACCAAACUCCUGCAUAACCACCUCAAGAACGCCAGUAACACCAGUGUGGGCUCUCCGAGCAAUACAAUUGGCCGAACUCCCUCCCGACACACCAGCAGCAGGACCAGCCCCCUGACCUCCCCCACCAACUGUUCCCAUGGGGGCCUAUCUCCCAGCAUGCUGGAGUAUGAUACAGAGAACCUGAACUCGGAAGAAAUUUAUAGUUCUCUGCGUGGAGUUACGGAAGCCAUUGAAAAGUUUAGUUUUCGAAGCCAAGAGGAUCUGAAUGAGCCAAUUAAACGAGAUGGCAAGAAGGACUGUGAUAUUGUGUCCCGCGAUGGUGGAGUUGCCUCGCCUGCCACAGAGGGCCGGGGAGGCAGCGAUGUGGUGGAAGGAGGCAGAACAGCUCUGGAUAACAAGACGUCCCUCCUCAACACCCAGCCUCCACGCGCCUUCCCAGGGCCGCGGGUGCGAGACUACAAUCCGUACCCCUACUCCGACACCAUCAACACCUAUGACAAGACAGCUCUGAAGGAGGCCGUGUUUGAUGAUGACAUGGAGCAGCUUCGAGACGUACCCAUUGACCAUUCUGACUUGGUGGCCGACCUGCUGAAGGAGCUGUCCAACCACAACGAGCGGGUGGAGGAACGGAAAGGUGCCCUGCUGGAGCUGCUCAAGAUCACCCGGGAAGACAGCCUCGGCGUCUGGGAGGAACACUUCAAGACCAUUUUGCUCCUGCUGCUGGAGACGCUUGGGGACAAAGACCAUUCCAUCCGAGCACUAGCAUUGAGAGUUUUACGGGAAAUUCUGAGAAACCAGCCAGCCAGAUUUAAAAACUACGCCGAGCUGACCAUUAUGAAGACUCUGGAAGCCCAUAAAGAUUCCCAUAAGGAGGUAGUGCGAGCGGCCGAGGAGGCGGCGUCCACGCUGGCCAGCUCCAUCCACCCGGAGCAGUGCAUCAAAGUUCUCUGUCCCAUCAUCCAGACGGCUGACUACCCCAUCAACCUCGCCGCCAUCAAGAUGCAGACCAAAGUCGUCGAGAGGAUCGCCAAGGAGUCCUUGUUGCAGCUCCUCGCCGACAUCAUCCCGGGCUUGCUACAGGGUUAUGACAACACUGAAAGCAGCGUGCGUAAGGCCAGCGUGUUUUGCUUAGUGGCAAUUUAUUCCGUAAUUGGAGAAGAGCUGAAACCUCACCUCGCACAGCUCACGGGGAGCAAGAUGAAGCUACUAAACUUAUAUAUAAAGAGGGCCCAGACCACGAACAGUAACAGCAGCUCCUCAUCCGACGUGUCCACACACAGCUAAUGGCAGCGCCAGAGUCUCUUCGUGUAGCCCUAGAAGCAGUCGGUGGUGCCUCUCCGAGACCUUCCCCCACCCUCCCCCUCAUCAGCUGCCCAAUCAGUACAAGGAGGCCCGCAAAUAUUUAUUACAAUCAGUAUUUUGGUCCCUUCCAGCUUUUGUGUAGAAUCUUACUGGUAUUGAAUGUAAAGGAAGCAAGGCCUGUAUUGCAGUCCUCAUAUGAAACAAAUGGAAUAAGAAAAGAGCCAUACUUAAAUGCAUCUUGUACAGCCUGCUGAGAUCAUAAAACCAUGUGUGUGGGGUGCACUUUCAAAAAAUUGGAGCUCUCUGGCCAAUACUUGGUAGAAAGUAGCAUUUUCUCUUAGUUACUAACAUUUGAGGAGGGUAUGUUAAUUUGUGCUUCUCUCUCACUUCGCUUACUUCCUUCUGGAUACGGCCUGUGACCCCAGGAAAGGGUCAUACAUCUUUCAGUUGUAUUGUGAGACCUACUAAGAAUGUGAGUCGAGUCUCGGCAAGAAACAGAGAAAAGCCUGAAGACGGUCUUGUAACAACCACGUGGAAUUUUGCUUGUACAGGAUCUAGCCUGGAGGCCCAGGGUUCCCCCUGCAGCCUCCUUCCAGGAUGGGCUCCCCGCCCCUCUGGACACUCUACUCACGCUGUCCCCACCUGGAGCUUCCAGUCGAAAGAAUUCUUUCUUCUGUUUAAAUCCAAACACAAAAAUCAAGGUAAAUCUGUAGCAGCCAUUCAUGGGUGCCUAACGUGGCAUUUCAUGAAGCCUGGAGGGUACAAAAGAAGGUGCGUGUGUGUGAGUGAGUGUUCCACUCCUCAGCUCUUGGGGAAACACUAUGUUAACAGGGCUCCGCCUUGACCCUGGUGCUUGGUGGUGCAGAUUUUUAGAUUUAGCGCCCUCUCUUUGCCUCCCCCACAGCCUCUGCCUCAGCUCCUCAGUUCUAGAGUGUUCUCCGUCAGUCUGGUAAAUGGCAUCCCAGUUUUGACUUCUCGGUUUAAUACAGGAGUAAGAUCGAAGAAAAGUCCAGAGAGGCCAAGUAUCAGAAUUUUUUUUUUUUUUUAAUUUUAUGGACAAAAGUACUUUCUUGCUCAUCUGUUGAAAUAGUCCUUGUUUAAGGAAAAAGUAAUUUGGCGGCUAGCAAAUUGCAGAAAAACAGGAUUUGAAACCCAGUUUCAAAGUCUGUUUCCUUUUCUCCAAUGAGAAAUGAUCAGAGAAACUACCCUUACAAAUUUCUUAAGGGUUUGAUUACUCCAGUAAAAUGAACUCUAGAUUUGGAAUCUGGUUAAAUACAUUUUGAGUAAAAUUCUUAAAGCCACAUGGAAGUCCUUGAUGUCUUCACAAAGGCUUUUCUAUCCUGUGUCUAAAUGGAACUGGUUUUUCCUUCUGGAAAAUGCCGACUCUGGUGGUAUUUUUUUUAAUGAGAUGUUCGCUGUUCCGAUGCAGAAUCCCCUGCAGCCUGCAGCCCUGAGAACAGAGACUGUGUGGGGUCACCACGGACGUCCACAGACCCCCUUGCUCUGGCCCUGGCUUUGUGUUGGAAGUUGCAACACUGUAGCACACAUAAACUCAGUUUCAUUCGGAAUUUAUUUUAGAUACUUUAUUUGGAACUAGGCACUGAAAAUGAAGGUCCAGGAACAGUGAAGCCAGGGUGCCUUCACUGAGAGAGAGAGAGUGCGCACGUGUGUGUGCGUGUGUGUGCGCACACGCGCAUGCGCGCACGCAGGGGAUAUCUUGCACAUGGAGGGAAGUACCCCACUGCUGCUGUUGAAGGAACUUCAGGGGUGCAUUUUAAGUGGUUGAAUAUUGACUUAUUUUUGGCUCAGAACAUAGCAGGACCAGGCCUUACUUUCACUGAUAAAUACCGUUUGUUAUAUUUCACUAAUGGGAUUUCCUUUUUACACUCGACAAGUGAGUCAGGGCACCUUUUGAUUACUCCUCUGUUGUAGAAACGUGCAUUCUGGCUAGGUUAUUUAUGAGUUCUGUUACACCUGAUGCGUUUGGAAACACCUUCCUCCUUGAACUCUCUGACUCCCUGGUCCCCCAGGCCCUGCCGCCUGCAGUUGGGAAGAAUCUUGAACAUUGCCGAGUUGUCCUCACAGUACUCCCAAAGGGCUAGCCUUGAAUGUCACUUCCCCAGCCUUCAGUCUCCUGACCUAGAGAGAGCUACAAUCACGUACAGGUCUCUUGGCCUCAGUCAAAGCCCUGCCCUCGCGCCGGGGUGACUCGCAUGCCGCCACCACCUCAUGGGGAGGGAGCUGCGCCUGCCGCCGACCCCCGAACCCCGGACAGCCGCCGCCCCCCUGCAGGCCUCCCGUUCGGCCCAAACACCACAAAGAGCAAAGCACCCAAAACUGCGAAACUCUGUUUGCCUCCCCUGUUCACCUGACCAUCCAGGACCCUGACGAGCCCACCCGCCUGAGCCUCCCUCUCGCUGGGACUGGCUUCCCUCCUGGCUCCUACUUGCCACGGUGCGGCGGGCAGGCUGAGGCCGAGGUGAGCAUGCAGCUUCCUUCAAGUACACUGUGUGUGCUUCGCUGGGCGGCGCUGCGGACAGCCCGGGACUGCCUCUCUGUGGCUCCCCCCGGCUUCUCCUCCCCUGUGCAGGUGAUGCAGCCGAUCCUGGUCUCCUCCGUCUUUUUCUUUCCCUGCCGCCCUUUAUUUAUCAAGCCUAAUACUACACGUUAACAGCAAGUAAGAACUUUGUAGAAUCCCACCAGGACUUUGCUAACAAUGAUGUUUGGAAAUGGAAAAAAAAAAAACGCUCUGAAAACUAUCAGCCACCAAAAUAGUUUUGUCGGCACUGUGUUCACACGCAUGGUCCCCACACCCCCAGGUUGGGUUUUUUGGGUUUUGUUUUUGUUUUUUGGGGGCUUUUCAUGUUACAUCCAUAUCUGUAUUUAUAUCUUAUUUGUUUCACUUUCAAGUGUAUCAUGGCAAAUGUACAGAUUUUUUUUGUUAAUAAUGUGCUAGGAUUUGCUAAAAAAAACAACAACAAAAAAAAACCCUUUUGAGUUUGCCCUAGAAUAAAUGAAACUUAAUUCAGUUUC
Molecule: messenger RNA, 8140 nt
Organism: Zalophus californianus (California sea lion)
Lineage: Eukaryota; Metazoa; Chordata; Mammalia; Carnivora; Otariidae
Gene: CLASP1
Product: cytoplasmic linker associated protein 1
Exons: 44
Coding region: 383-5089 (1568 amino acids)
Biological process (GO): mitotic spindle assembly
Cellular component (GO): spindle microtubule; mitotic spindle; microtubule organizing center
Molecular function (GO): kinetochore binding; microtubule binding
Source: RefSeq, a predicted model, not a curated record